This is a messenger RNA of Chaetomium globosum CBS 148.51, 4443 nucleotides long. RefSeq lists its product as uncharacterized. The coding region runs from base 1 to 4443 and encodes 1480 amino acids. Gene Ontology annotation, cellular component: nucleus. Lineage: Eukaryota; Fungi; Ascomycota; Sordariomycetes; Sordariales; Chaetomiaceae. Gene Ontology annotation, biological process: protein polyubiquitination; DNA damage response. The record is from RefSeq and is a predicted model, not a curated record. The transcript has 3 exons. Gene Ontology annotation, molecular function: ATP binding; ATP-dependent chromatin remodeler activity; ubiquitin protein ligase activity.
AUGACUAGAUCCGAUCAUAUUGCAGCGUUUCUGGAAUGCAUCGGAUCUAUGCCCAGUCAACAGCCUACAUCCCGGCCCAGAAAGCGUGCCAGAACAACCAGAGUUGUCGACUCAAUAUGCAUUGCUCGGGAAAGACUUUUCGUCACUUACAGCGAUAUGGAUGCUUCCCAGUCAAGUUCAACUAUCACACGGACAGAUGCGGGGCAACUUGUCGAUAUCCGGCUUUGCAGGAUGGAUUCCGAAAUUCCAGACGCCGGCGGCUGGCAAUUGAGCCUCAAGCCACGGGCCAACUAUCGCGGCCGUCGGUUUGUGUUGAAGCUCCCUUUAGAUGAUGCCACCGUUACACAAGGCUUGAAGACCGCUUUGCGUGUGGCGGAAGCCCAUGCGUCGAACCCCGGGGAAGAAAGCUGCCUCUGGGCUGGCGUGGAUCUUUCUGUGCGACAGAUCAGAGAGUCGAUUGAGCUACGCUUAUCAACAGAAGUGAGGUGGAACGAGAGACUGACGGUUUGGGGAAGCGACCGAUCAAAGUUGAAUUUGCAACAAACACUGCGAGACGAAGCCCUUGAGACAUGGUACCCGCACCUCCACCAGGCCACCAGCAAGCCACACUCAUGGUCCCCGCAAGAUUUCUAUGAAGCCGCAUGUGUUCCCAGCAAAGAUGAGCUAGAUGCGGAGGUCUCGGCUAUGGAAAUCGCAGGGCUGGAAGCUGUCUUGUACCCGUUCCAACGUAGGGCCGUCCAAUGGCUUCUGCGACGGGAGGGCGUGCAGUGGCAUCGAGACGCCCCAAGCAAGCAAACCGCCAUCCGGCCUUUUAUUCCGCCGGUAUCACCCGACCUUCCGGUUUCCUUUGCCGGUGCCAAAGACGCCGACGGUAACACAAUCUAUAUCAGCCCUUUACUCGGCGCUGCCACCAAGGAUACAUCUAUCUUCCAGCCUUUCCAAGUUCUCCGCGGUGGCAUUCUCGCCGAGGAGAUGGGACUCGGGAAGACAUUGGAGAUGAUCGCGCUGAUACUUUUGCAUCAGCGGCCCGAGUCCCCUCCCAUGGUCUUUGACCCUAAUUUGGGCCGGGAACUCCUCACCACCUCAGCGACCCUCAUUGUCGCACCCUCGUCCCUCCUUGACCAAUGGCUUUCCGAGCUAAAUCGACAUGCCCCAGGCCUCAAGGUCGUGUUUUAUCCUGGUAUCAAAGAAAUGGCCAAGCUAAAGGGCGAGAACGAGUUAUCUGUUGAGAAACUGGCCGAACAGAAUGUGGUAGUCACCACCUACGAUGUUCUCAGGAAAGAAAUAUGGGCAGCUUCAGACGAGCCGACCCGUUCCAUGCGCAACGAGCAGCAAUACGAACGGGUCAAGUCCCCUCUCGUCCAGCUUUCGUGGUGGAGGGUGUGUAUUGACGAAGCUCAAAUGGUUGAGAACUGGGCAAACAAUGCGGCGAAGCUCGCAAGGAAGAUCCCCCGUAUUAAUGCUUGGGGUGUCACGGGUACGCCGGUCAAGGACGACAUCCAAAAAGACCUUCGCGGCCUGCUACUCUUUUUACGGCACGAACCGUACGCAUCGGACACCAAGACCUGGAAUUUUCUCACUACUUUCGACAAAGAGUCUUUUCGCAAGAUUUUCAACUCGAUAUCUAUGCGCCACAGCAAGAGUUUAGUGAGGAACGAGAUUGACAUCCCACCACAAAAGCGCUACGUCAUCACCAUGCCGUUUACCGCCGUUGAGGACCAGCAUUACCAGAGUCUUUUUGAGGAGCUCGCUGGGACAUGCGGCUUGGACGCCCGAGGCAACCCCCUGCAGGCCGAUUGGGACCCCGAGGACCCUGAAGUACAGCGCUCCAUGCGCGUAGCUCUUGAUCGGCUUCGUCAGACUGUCCUACACCCCGAAGUUGGAAACAGGAAUCGACGUGGCCCCGGGCAGAAAACCGGCCCCAUGAGAACCGUCGCCGAAGUACUCGACGCCAUGCUCGAGCAAACAGAUAGCUCCGUGAGAACGGAUCAGCGGGCUUUUCUCUCUGCUGGACUGCUAAAGGGGCAAAUUCUUGCCUGCCAGGGACGGGAGCAAGAGGCGCUCGACGUUUGGCGAGAGGUUGCAGCAAAGUGCUCAGAAUUGGUGGAUGAAGGCCGGGCUCAGCUGGAACAAGAAAUACAAGAAGCUCGUCGGGCGAAAUCAGGCGAAGAUAGCGAGACAAACAGUGAUGGGGAAGAUCGUGAAGAUGCUGUGCCACAACGGGUGGGAGAAGCCAGACGCCGGCUGCGGUUGUCGCUCGAGGUUCAGCACAAAGCAGUUUUCUUCUGCGCAAAUGCGUAUUUCUCUAUUAAAACCAACAAGGAGAUGACGGCGCCCGACUCGGACGAGUUCAAGCGUCUAGAGAAAUUGGAGGUCGAGGCGUAUGAUCGCGCCAAGGAUAUCAGAAGAGAGAUUUUGCGAGAGGUAGGUUGUAUUUCUCCACAGAAGCAACGAAGUCGUCCCCGACCAGAAACUCAGCUAACGAUAUUACAGAGUCACGGCAAAGCUGCGAAACUCAUGGGCCGGCUUAUGAAAGCUGCGGUAGAGCAAUCGUUCGCGGUUGUUCCGGCCUUCGAGCCUAUCGACCUGAGCGGUAUCGAGAGCCGAAGGAUUGCCGAUGGCCUCGAGGAGCUCUUCGCGGGGUUAAAUGAACAAGCCGCUGAAAUUGACGAUUGGCGUGAACACGUUAUUCAACUUCUUCUCAAGCCCCUAGUUGACGAGGAAAAUGACGAGAUCACUGGCGAGGAGUACGAGCAAUCAGCCAAGCUUCAGGAUGAAAUCCUGGUCUACCUCCAAAUAUUACGGACGGCAAUUGCAUACAGGAAUUCCUCGAUAACGGGACAAAAGAACUUUUUGGUGGAGCAUGAAACGAAGGCAGCGGCUAGGAGGGCAAGGGCGGGAGAAGGACCACUCCCCGGGAUGUUCCUCGCGUUAUUGGGGUUCUGCGAGCAGGUCAAGCCGCCCUUUGUCGAAGGGGACCCCUUAACAUCUGUGCGGGGGUUGGUCUCGGAGUUGCGUGCGCUGUCAGCAAAGCUCCAACACGACGCAGGGGCGGGAUCAUCCAGAUCCGCGAGGGAGCUCGCCGUUGUUUCGGUGUUAUUGACGGCAACAAGCGGCGCGCAAAAAGAACAAACCAGGGCUGUUACGGCCAUGGAGAAGGAAACUGAGCGUUUUAUGGAUACGCUGAAUGCUCGGAUCGAGUAUUACCGACAACUGCAAGAGGUCUCGGACACAGUUGCCGAGUACGAAGGCUCGUUGGAGCCUGAUGAACUUAAUGCUGCUCUAAUUGAGGCCGAGAAGUACGAGGAGAGGCUGGAGAAGCAGCUUGAUGCUGGCAAGUCGAAGCACCGUUACCUUGUCUUUCUCAAGCACGAGGAAUCAAACUCGGGUGAGCAACGAAUGUGUAUCAUCUGCCAAUCAAACUUCGAGGUUGGCGUCUUGACAGUCUGCGGCCAUUUGUUUUGCAAAGAGUGCAUCACAUUUUGGCUACGGGCGCAUCGAAACUGCCCCAUGUGCAAAAAGAAGCUUCAUCAGUACAACCUUUACGAUAUCACACUUAAGCCCCAGGAACUCAGGGUGCAUUCAGAGAGGCAGCAGGCAAGUGGCGACAGCGGAAAGGACGAGCAGACGGCGCCGUCCAAGAAAGUCUCCGCCAUUUACAGCGAUUUCUCUGCCGACCAGUUGGCCGUGAUCAAGAACAUCGACCUGGACGGUCCGAGUUUCACGACGAAGGUGGACAUGCUGACACGCCAUCUCAUGUGGCUGAGAGACUUCGACCCUGGGGCCAAGUCCAUCGUAUUCUCCCAAUACAAGGAAUUCCUGGACGUCCUCGCGCUUGCCUUCCGAAGGUACCGCAUUGGCUACACGUCGUUCGACAAGGCACACGGCAUCGCCAUCUUCAAGGAGGACCCCGGCACCGAAGUCUUCUUGCUGCACGCGCGGGCACACGCCAGCGGGUUAAAUCUAGUCAACGCCAACCACGUGUUUUUGUGCGAGCCGCUGCUCAACACGGCGCUGGAGCUGCAGGCCAUCGCCCGGGUCGACCGCAUCGGCCAGCAGCACGGGACGACGGUGUGGCUAUACAUUGUCGACGGCACGGUGGAGGAGUCCAUCCACGACCUUUCAGUACAACGGCGCAUGGAGCACAUGGGUGAGAAUACGAAGAGCAAGUCGAAGGAGUCGUCGUCUGAGCCGCUGGAUGCGCAGCUGGACGAGGCCAACGCGCUGGAGAUGCAGCAGGCGAAUCUGUCAAAGCUGAUGGGCAAGGACGGCAUUUUGGGGGAGGCGGUGGAUAAGGAUGCUUUGUGGACGUGUUUGUUUGGACACUUGUAUCCGAAGGGGAGGCAAGGGGAGAGGCAGGAGGAAAGGGACCCCGCGAAUCCUGAGAUUCGCCGGCUGCUCACUAUCAACGCAGCGGAGAGGCGGAUAGAGGAGGAGAAUUAA